This is a messenger RNA of Durio zibethinus, 2860 nucleotides long. Its product is annotated as L-aspartate oxidase 2-a, chloroplastic-like. Gene Ontology annotation, biological process: NAD+ biosynthetic process. Gene Ontology annotation, molecular function: L-aspartate oxidase activity. The record is from RefSeq and is a predicted model, not a curated record. Lineage: Eukaryota; Viridiplantae; Streptophyta; Magnoliopsida; Malvales; Malvaceae.
GGCGCGAAUUUAAGUAUGCUUGUGGAGGAUCAACAAGAAGUGGGGAAUCUUGGCGUGGCGUCUCGGCGUUGUGGGAAUUCUCUCUUCUUUCAGCUCUCCUUAAAUUUCUUUCAAAAUUUUCAGCUUUUACUCUAAGUUUCUACUCUUAAUAAAAAGCCAUACUUUUUUUUUUUACAUUCAUUUGUUGACUGGUUAUGGUUAGUUUGAACCAAGAACAAGACCCAGAUUCAGAUUUUCCUUUAUUUUGUUAGGGGAUGGUGAUGGCUGCUAACGUAGCUUAUGUUGGUGGCCAUUUGCAAUAUGGCGUGAACUUUUGCAGGGGACAAGGUUAUCAACAAGCUGUUUGGGUUCCUGGUGUGACAUUCAAUGGAUGCCUGCAGAGAGAGCAGUCAUGGUCGUGUGGGGUAUCCAAGUUUUUACGGAUCCAUAGGUGUAAUUUUUUUCAAUCUCCAGUGAGCGAAAAUUGGAAGUCCUUUAAGACAGUCACCACAUCAGCUUACUUGAGAGAUGGUUCAACAAAGUAUUUUGAUUUUGCUGUUAUUGGCAGUGGAGUUGCGGGUCUUCGUUAUGCUCUUGAAGUUGCAAAACAUGGAACUGUCGCAGUUAUCACAAAGGCUGAGCCUCAUGAGAGCAAUACUAACUAUGCACAAGGUGGUGUUAGUGCUGUGCUUUGUCCUUCAGAUUCCGUGGAGAGUCACAUGCAGGAUACAAUUGUAGCAGGGGCUUAUCUGUGCGAUGAGGAGACUGUCAAAGUUGUCUGUACGGAAGGACCUGAUAGAAUCAGAGAAUUGAUUGCCAUGGGUGCUUCAUUUGACCAUGGUGAAGAUGGAAAUUUGCAUCUAGCAAGGGAGGGGGGGCAUUCUCAUCACAGAAUUGUUCAUGCUGCUGACAUGACAGGAAGAGAGAUUGAGCGGGCUCUAUUAAAGGCAGUUGUCAAUGAUCCUAACAUUGUUGUGUUCAAGCACCAUUUUGCAGUAGAUUUGCUUACUUCUCAGGAUGGUUCUGACACAGUUUGUCAUGGAGUUGAUGCUUUGAAUACUAAAUCACAAGAGACCGUCCGCUUCAUUUCAAAGGUAACUUUACUGGCAUCAGGUGGUGCAGGGCAUAUCUAUCCAUCAACAACAAAUCCUCCGGUGGCGACUGGGGAUGGGAUGGCUAUGGCCCAUCGAGCUCAAGCUGUGAUUUCCAACAUGGAAUUUGUGCAGUUUCAUCCAACAGCCUUGGCUGACGAAGGCCUUCCUAUCAAGCCAAAGAAAACUCGAGAAAAUGCUUUUCUUAUUACCGAAGCUAUGAGAGGUGAUGGAGGCAUCCUCUACAAUUUAAGCAUGGAACGGUUUAUGCCCUUGUAUGAUAAGAGAGCUGAGCUUGCUCCAAGGGAUGUGGUGGCAAGAAGUAUUGAUGAUCAACUUAAAAAGCGCAAUGAGAAGUAUGUGCUGCUUCAUAUAAGUCAUAAACCCAGAGAAAAAAUUCUCUCCCACUUCCCUAACAUUGUUACUGAGUGUCUCCAAUAUGGCCUGGACAUCACUCGGCAGCCAAUUCCUGUGGUUCCUGCUGCCCAUUACAUGUGUGGAGGAGUCCGUGCUGGGCUCCAGGGAGAGACAAAUGUGCAAGGCCUGUAUGUGGCAGGUGAGGUUGCAUGCACAGGUUUGCAUGGAGCAAAUAGACUCGCUAGCAACUCAUUGCUUGAGGCUUUAGUCUUUGCACGAAGAGCUGUCCAGCCCUCAAUUGAUCACAUGAAGGGUUCUAGUCUUGAUCUUACUGCUUCUAACUUGUGGACCCGGCCUGUUGUCCCCAAAUCACUUGGGAGUGAUGUAAUGCAUAAAAUAUUGAGAACAACAAAGGAAGUGAGGAAAGAACUACAAUCGAUCAUGUGGAAGUAUGUUGGGAUUGUUCGAUCAACGACAAGACUACAGGCUGCAGAGCAGAAAAUUGGUGAGUUGGAGGCCAAAUGGGAGACAUACUUAUUUGAGCUUGGGUGGCAGCAGACAAUGGUGGCACUCGAGGCUUGUGAAAUGAGGAACCUCUUUUGCUGUGCAAAGCUGGUUGUGAGCAGUGCCCUUGCUAGGCACGAGAGCCGUGGGCUUCACUAUACGAUUGAUUUUCCUCAUUUGGAGGAGAGUAAGAGGUUACCAACAGUGAUUUUCCCCAGUUCCCAUAUGAUGAGUACAUGGAGUUCACGACAACUACACCAGCAGCCCAUGUAUUAGUCCAAAGUCUUCUUUUCAGUUUUCAUCUACCAAAAACUUGUAUGUAUUGCGUCAUGGUCAUUGGAAAACCUUUGGCAAGGAAAGAGAUGCCUUACAGCAUAUUUAGGGCACCUUUAAAUAUAAGCUAGGUUGUCCUUGUCCUUCUCCCACCCCUUUUUAAGUGUUUUUGAUUUAUUCCUAUAGAAAUAAAGAAAAAGUAUUCUAUUCACUCCCAGAAUGAUCAUGUCAUCCCUAAAGCAAGAUGAUGCUACAUUGUCAGGAUUCAGGAGUCUAUUUCUACAAGGAUCACGUCUCAAACUUCUCGCAGAACCGUAUGGAUAAGAAUGAAGAUAAGGGGAAGAAGUCUACAGUGGAAAUUGCCAGAGGUUUAUAGGAACCAACUUCUCCCCUGGAUUGACUAAUUGACUAUAAAUAAAUCCAUUUCAGCCUUACCUUGAAAUGUAUUGGCCAGGGAACUCUUGCUGUCAGAGGUUAUGGCCAAGUUUUCAAAAUUUCAAUUCUGCAAUGUUUACCAUAGUUAUGAACAUAGGGGGAAUAUUCCAAGUUCCACUGAGUCUAUCCUUGGCUUGGGCAACUUCUCAUCCCCUCCCCAUUUGGCCAAAAGGGAAAAAAGAAAAAGCAGAAAAGAAACUGUUACCUCCCUAGAAUUAAUA